Messenger RNA from Nyctereutes procyonoides (raccoon dog), 835 nucleotides. RefSeq lists its product as uncharacterized. The coding region runs from base 1 to 771 and encodes 256 amino acids. The record is from RefSeq and is a predicted model, not a curated record. NCBI's taxonomy places the organism in Eukaryota, Metazoa, Chordata, Mammalia, Carnivora, Canidae. The transcript has 3 exons.
AUGUCCGACAUCCGCUGUCUUUCCAGCUCUCCCCUUACUGCGCUGGAUCCAGCAGCUCGUCUCUUGAAGCAGCCAGAGCACCGACGGGCCCUCCCCGUGACAUCUAACCACCUUCCAGUACUCGCUGCCCUCGGCUGCCCGUUAGCAGCAUCCUGGUACUACCUCCGGCUACCCGGUCAGCUGGGCUCCAUCUGGCUCCGCAGAGAACGGCUGUUGUCACAUCUGGGAGGCAGUGCUGCCCCCCUGGACGUAGCCAGGAGCCUCCCCGGGGUUACGGCAGGAGUUGCUGUGUCCCCUCCUACGAGCCUCCACUCAGAGGCAGCUCCCAGCACAGCAGCCGAGGGAACCACGUUCCCGGAGAAGCUGGACGCUGUCACCCUGUUGCUCAAGACCCUCCGUGUCUUCCUGUUCCGAGUGAAAGCGAGAGCAGGAGGCCUGGAGACCCUCCGUGACCCUCCCCGCCCGCCCCACUUACUGCUUCGAUCUCACUGCCUGCUUGUUGGCUCUGCUCCAGCAGCAGUGGCCUGUUUCUCCCGAAUCGCUGACUGUGCACUGACACCUCCAGGUCCUCACACUGGGUGCUCCUGCCUGCGAAGCUCGUCCGUCAGCUGGAGCUUGCUCGUCAGCCUCAUAAUCUUUAAGUCUUUGUUCAACGUGUUUUCUUUUUUCAGGGAGGCUUUCCUGACAACCCUACUUAGAAUUGCACUCUUCCAGCACUUUCUAGCCCCCUUCCCGGUUUUAUUUCUCUUCGUAGCACUUACCACUGUGUAAUCCUGUAGUUCUGUGCUCAUGGUUUGACUCCUUCCUUUAGAAUACAAACUCCAUGAGGCCAAGG